AUGUCCAUCCCAACCACCAUAACCCAAAUCCUCAAAGCCGGACCCAUCCACUUCGGCCCCUUCACCGUCACAACCCAGGUCUUCCACCUAACCCCACACAGCUACGCCCUCGUAAACCUAAAACCCAUCCUCCCUGGCCACGUCCUCAUUUCCCCCCGACGGGUCGUUCCCCGCGUGACAGACCUCACUCCGACCGAGACCUCAGAUCUCUUCCUGACCGUGCGGCGCGUAGCGCGCAUGAUCGAGCGUGUAUAUGGAGCGUCGAGUCUGAAUAUCGCUAUACAGGAUGGUGCGGAUGCGGGCCAGAGCGUGCCGCAUGUUCAUGCGCAUGUGAUACCCAGGAAGAGGGGGGAUUUGGAUAGUAGGGGUGGGAUGGAUGCGGUUUAUGAGAUGUUGGAUGGGGAGGAGGGGGAUUUGAGGGAUGUUUUUGCUAAGGAUGGUGAAGAGGGGAGGAGAACGAGGUUUCCGAGGGUGGAUAAUGAGGAGAGGGUGGCUAGGUCGGCGGAGGAGAUGGAGGGGGAGGCGUGGAGGUUGGCGGGGGAGAUGGAGAAGGAGGAUUUAGAUUAG
Messenger RNA from Aspergillus tubingensis, 567 nucleotides. RefSeq names its product HIT family protein. The coding region runs from base 1 to 567 and encodes 188 amino acids. NCBI's taxonomy places the organism in Eukaryota, Fungi, Ascomycota, Eurotiomycetes, Eurotiales, Aspergillaceae. The transcript has 2 exons. The record is from RefSeq and is a predicted model, not a curated record. Gene Ontology annotation, molecular function: catalytic activity.